This is a messenger RNA of Zootoca vivipara (common lizard), 7119 nucleotides long. RefSeq lists its product as uncharacterized. NCBI's taxonomy places the organism in Eukaryota, Metazoa, Chordata, Lepidosauria, Squamata, Lacertidae. Gene Ontology annotation, molecular function: RNA polymerase II cis-regulatory region sequence-specific DNA binding; DNA-binding transcription repressor activity, RNA polymerase II-specific. The record is from RefSeq and is a predicted model, not a curated record. Gene Ontology annotation, cellular component: nucleoplasm. Gene Ontology annotation, biological process: negative regulation of transcription by RNA polymerase II; regulation of cytokine production; regulation of immune system process.
CAAUAAAAUCCAGUCUAAAAUGUAGAGCGUGAAAUCAAGUCAUCAUUUGCUUAGUGUUGCCCAUAACCUCCAGUUCAGUGCUGGAUUUACAUAUAAGCUAAACAAGCUAUAGCUUAGGGCCCCGCUCUCCUGGGGCCCCCAAAAAAAUUUAAAGGAAAAACAACAACUGGAUGUACAUUUCCAAAAUAUAAGAAAAAACAAAUAAAAUAAAACCUACAUACAGCAACAGUGUUUUGUGUUGUGUAAGCUCCUAUUUGUUAUGUGCAAAUGGCUUUAGAUACUGUACCUAUUAGGUCUGUAAAAUACCAUAUAGCAAAAAACAGCAACAAUUUGUUGUUGACCAAGGACAGCUGGACAUAUAAAGGGCCCCAUUACCUUCAGUAGCUUAGGGCCUCAUCAGACCUAAAUCCUGGAGUUUGGCCAAUGGGACCUGCUGCUUGUUCUUCCAGAGGCUGCGAUCUGUCUGAGCUGCUGUGGCUGCUGGUGGCAAUGGAGCAGUAUGUGCUGCUGGAUCCCCGGCAGAAGGCCUUGUACCACGAUGUCAUGCAGGAGAGCUACGAGACGCUGAUGGCACUUGAAUUUCCACUGUCCAAGCCUGACUUGCUAUCCCGAUUGGAACAAGGAGAUGAGGCGACAUCCUUUGAGCUGCAGGACCCGGGAGUCGUCCUUCCAGCUAUCGGUGGCAACAUGGAGGAAGAGAAUCCUCCUGCACAGAAGGACCCCGAGGAGGUGGAGCCGGCAGCAAAAGACUCCGAGAGUCCCAAGGGGGUUGAUCUGAGCAGUAGCAUCCUGGCUGAGAGCCCCCUGCCCCCCUCUUCGCCUUCAUCCCUGCCUCCUCCCCCUCCUCCUGCCGCUCUCCACAACCCCAACAACUGCCUCCAGUGUGGCAAAACCUUCAGCCACAAGUCCGCCUUGGUGAAACACCAGAAGAUCCACACGGGAGAGAAGCCCUACGAGUGCGAGGAGUGUGGGAAGGGCUUCAUCCAGCGCUCCGACCUGACGAUCCACCAGAGAACCCACACAGGGGAGCGGCCGUACCGCUGCCCCGACUGCGGGAAGAGCUUCAGCGUCAGCUCCACGCUGCUGACCCACCAGCGGACCCACGCGCCGGGGGGAGAGAAGCCCAACCGCUGCCCCGACUGUGGGAAGUGCUUCAGCGAGCCGGCGGCCCUGGAGCGGCACCGCAAGAGCCACACGGGAGAGAAGCCCCACGAGUGUGCCGACUGCGGGAAGAGCUUCGCCUGGAGCUCCCACCUGGAGAGGCACCGCCGGAUCCACACAGGCGAGAAGCCCUACAAGUGCCCUGAGUGCGGGCGGGCGUUCGCCUGGAGCUCGCACCUGGAUCGCCACAGGCGAACGCACGCCGGGGCAGCUCUGCCCGAGGAGGCGCCGCCCUCAAAAUGCGCAGAUUGCGGCAAGCGGGUCAACCACAUCACUCAGCCUCAGCGCUUCAAGCAUAAAGCCACUCAGACGCCUCUGGAGCACGAGGAGGAGGAGGAGGAGGAGGCUGAGGGCGAGGCCGAGGUGCGGCCCUAUCCGUGCACAAUCUGCGGGAAGCGCUUCAGCCAGAGCUCCAACCUGCUCAAACACCAGCGCGUCCACACAGGGGAAAAGCCCUACCAGUGCCCGGAAUGUGGGCGGCGGUUUAGCUGGUGCUCUGCCCUCCUCAAGCACCAACGCGCCCACAGCAACAACGGGCCGCAUUCCUGCCCAGAGUGCGCCCGCAGCUUCCUGGACCCUGCCUCUCUGGCCAAACACCAGCUCAGCCACACCGGCGGGAAGCCUCACCAGUGUCCGGACUGCAACAAAAGCUUUGGGUGGAGCUCGCACUUGGAGAGGCACCGGCGGAUCCACACCGGGGAGAAGCCCUACGAGUGCGGGGACUGCGGCCGGGGGUUCACGGUGGGCUCCCACUUGGAGAGGCACCGGCGGAUCCACACCAGGGCCCGGCCCCACGGCUGCGGGGAGUGCGGCAAGACCUUUGCUGUCGGUGCCACACUGGCCACCCACCGGCGCCUCCACGAUGCCAAGGCCAAGCCCCACCGGUGCCCCGAAUGCGGGAAAGGGUUCAGCAGCGCGGCGGUGCUUGAACGUCACCGCCGGUUGCACCGUGGAGAGAAACCCUACCAGUGCGAUGUCUGCGGCAAGGGCUUUGCUUGGAGCUCGCACUUCGACCGCCACCGGCUCUCGCACACCGGAGAGAAGCCCUUUCCGUGCGCCUACUGCGGGAAGUGCUUCGGCCGCAGCUCCCACCGCAACCGGCACCAGCGUGCUCACGCGGUCUCCGAUGACCAAUGCCGGCUGCAGAACAACCAAGACGAUGCAUUGCAGGCAACGGCCGUGCCCGAAUGGUGGGAAGGUGAAGGUGAAAGGAGGGUCCCGCUGGAGCAGCAGGAAGUUUGGUCGUCUCCGCUAGAUCCCGUUGGCCCUUUCCAGUGGGUAGCCAAAUCUCCUGGCGAUGCAUGGAGGACCUUAGGGGGAAACGGUUUGGGGCAAGAGGCCGAGAGUUUGACAGCCCCAGCCAGAAGCUGGAAUCAGCCAGCUGCUCACAUGCCCACUACUAACCCCCCUUGAUCGAUUCUGUGCAAAUCUCACUCCCAUUUUGCUGCCUCUUCUGCUGUUCACACACACAAACACUUCCCCCUUACCCAGUAAACCAACUGUAGCUGGCUGGAAAGACAGGUUCGUAUCUGCCUUGCCUCCACACACCUCCAUGGGCCAAAUUUGAUGGGUGAGCAGGGCCCACAUCGUGUAAGGUGCGGUGCUUUGAAGGCCCAGCACUCAGUUGAUUGUCGGCACGUCAAAGCACCACACAGAGCUCUUUGCAAGGGACCCUGUGCUGUGCUUUGAGGUCCUGCCAACCAACUGAUCUUUGCUGCUUCGGAAGGCGUUUUUGGCCCUACCCAGCUGUCUUUUUAUGUGCCUGCACGUUACAUCAUAUAUGACACCUGGUGAUUGGCAGGUGGGUGUGGCUUGGCUAAAGUCCCUUACCCCUAGUUAAAGAGCUGAAGUUGGGCUGAGAAGCCAAAGUUGCGUGACACAAGGAAGGAAGUGGGACCCACUGAAUUGUUCGUAUUGCAAGUUCAGGUUCUGGUUGCCAAGGGGGUCUCAUUGGACUCAGCUGUCUCAGAGUGGCAGAGGCUGGAAACAUGUCAUGUCUAACUUUGAGAAUGAGCCUCUCCCUCCACAGAUUAAACCACUGGCACCCUAGAAUGAAGAAGGUCCAAGAGGACACAAGUAAAUUAAAAAUAGGAGUACAGUGGUAUCUUGGUUCUCAAACUUAAUCCAUUCUGGAAAUCCGUUCCAAAACCAAGGCAUGCUUUCCCAUAGAAAUGCAAAAUGGAUUAAUCCAUUCCAGACUUUUAAAACAACCCCUAAAACAGCAAUUUAACAUGAAUUUUACUCUCUAACAAGACCAUUGAUCCAUAAAAUGAAAGCAAUAAUCAAUGUACCGUACUAUAAAAUAAAUAAGACAGUAUUGUAGAUGAUAAAAAUUAAAAUUAUUUUUUCCCCUUACCUGCACUGAUGAUAGCCAUUGUUUAGAUGGGGGGCUUUUAUCCAUUUCCGCAGCCACCCAAUCAGUAAGCUGAACUGAGUUCUACAUAAUUUUUUUAAAAAAAUUCCUUCCAGUAGCACCUUAGAGAGCAACUGAGUUUGUCAUAGGUAUGAGCUUUCGUGUGCAUGCACACUUCUUCAGAUACGUUCCACAUAGUCACAGAGUUCCACAUAGUCACAAAAACAAAAACGCAAAACAAAUGGUAAAAACAAAAGUGCCAGACUUAAUUCGUUUCGGAAGUCUGUUUGAAUUAAGUCUGGCACUUUUGUUUUUACCAUUUGUUUUGCGUUUUUGUUUUUGAGGCUUUUUCGGAAGUCUGUUUGACUUCCGAAAUGUUCAAAAACCAAGGCACAGCUUCUGAUUGGUGCAGGCGCCCUGGAAACAGCCGCAUCGGACGUUCGGCUUCCAAAAAACAUUCGAAAACCGGAACACUUACUUCUGUGUUUUCGGCAUUUGGGAACCAAGCGGUUUGAGUACCAAGGCGUUUGAGAACCAAGGUACCACUGUAUUGCUAACUGGGUCAUACCUCUGAGGGAGGGACCCAUCAGAGGGAGAUGUGCUCCUUCCCUUUCCAUACAUUUAAAGCACUAUGAUGCCGCAAUCCUCAUAAGCCAUCACCUGGCCAGGCAGCUUGCCGUUCCAAUGAGCAGCCAUCUUGGAAUAAACCCUCAGAAGCAGCUAAUCCCCAAAGCAGAAAUUGCUAAUCCCCAAAGCAGAAAUUGACGUAGGGUGGGUUUGAUUCGGUUUUUAAAUAAUCCGUAUGUGGAAUGAUGCCUGCAAAUGGAUAUACACACAAAGGUUUUGUGUGAGCAGUAAAAAAGAAAUUACCCAGAGCAGUGUGCCUGCACAUUGCAUGCUGAGAAGCACUAUUGUUUUUUUAAGACCAAUUUUGUUUUGUUGUUCUUUAGCCCUAGUGGUGUCGGAGAAGUAAUUUGGAAAUCUGUGAGCAGGGAGUAGGUGAAAGCGUGGUAUGGAGCCCUGAGUGUUUCAACGAUGCUGUGUGUAUAUUCAGCACCGCUGCAAAAAGGUUUGGUUUAGGUGUAGAAUCCCGCCUCAUAAAUUCAGCUUUCAUUUAAAAGCAAGCCAACGUUCUAGUCUUCGUGCUGUGCGGCAAUGAGACAGAACUGGGCAUCUUUACAAGAGACAAGUUUUCCAGGGGUUGGAGGGUGAUGCUGGAAGGUUGUUCAACUCCCGUUCCAUUGCUCCUGCCCACAAAUAGCAGAAACUGAAUAUUGUGUAGAGCAGCAGCAGCAGCAGGAGGAGGAGGAGGAGUUUGGAUUUGAUAUCCUGCUUUAUCACUACCCUAAGGAGUCUCAAAGCAGCUAACAUUCUCCUUUCCCUUCCUCCCCCACAACAAACACUCUGUGAGGUGAGUGAGGCUGAGAGACUACAGAGAAGUGUGACUAGCCCAAGGUCACCCAGCAGCUGCAGGUGGAGGAGCGGGGAAGUGAACCCGGUUCACCAGAUUAUGAGUCCACUGCUCUUAACAGUGUUAACAGUGUUAACAAUGAGUCAACAGUGUGAUGCAGCAGCUACAAAAGCCAAUGCAAUUCUGGGCUGCAUCAAUAGGAGUAUAGCGUCUAGAUCAAGGGAAGUAAUAGUACCACUGUAUUCCGCUCUGGUCACACCUCACCUGGAGUACUGUGUCCAGUUCUGGGCACCACAGUUCAAGAAGGAUACUGACAAGCUGGAACGUGUCCAGGGGAGGGCAACCAAAAUGGUCAAAGGCCUGGAAAUGAUGCCUUAUGAGGAACAGCUGAGGGAGCUGGGUAUGUUUAGCCUGGAGAAGAGAAGGUUAAGGGGUGAUAUGAUAGCCAUGUUCAAAUAUAUAAAAGGAUGUCAUAUAGAAGAGGGUGAAAGGUUGUUUUCUACUGCUCCAGAGAAGCAGACACGGAGCAAUGGAUUCAAACUACAAGAAAGAAGAUUCCACCUAAACAUUAGGAAGAACUUCCUGACAGUAAGAGCUGUACAACAGUGGAACUUGCUGCCAAGGAGUGUGGUGGAGUCGCCUUCUUUAGCGGUCUUUAAGCGGAGGCUUGACAGCCACCUGUCAGGAAUGCUUUGGUGGUGUUUCCUGCUUGGCAGGGGGUUGGACUGGAUGACCCUUGUGGUCUCUUCCAACUCUAUGAUUCUAACCACUACACUACACUGGCUUGUGACCCUCCAAAUGGUGUCCCAUCUCCCAUCACUCCUGAUCACUGACUGUGAUGACUGGCGUCAGUUCAAAACCAGCAAUUCAAAAUCAGUUCCAUUUAUGUACCGCGUCGCACAAAAGGAGUCCUGAAGCAACUUACAAGAAUCCAAAGUUGAUGGGAGUUCAACAACAGCUGGAGAAGCACAGGUCUCCUAUUCCGGAUUUUAAUUGGAAGAAGCAAGUUAAAGGAAUGAUUAGCUGAGUAUGGUUAUGAUUUGCCUCUUAAUUAAAUCUACAUAGAUUUUCCCAUGCGAGAAAAGAUAAACAUAAGCUUUGUUUUUAGAUCUCUCACACAAAGCAGGCAUCAACUAGGAAGAGGUUUUCUGUCACACUCAGGAGGAAAAUGCCUCUGCUUCCUGUUCUUGCCACCUGCAGUUUCAAUAAUGAUUUUUAUUUUUAAAAGUUUUGAUGUUGUGUUGUUUUUUUAAAAACCACCUGCUGAUUUAUUAUCAGGACACCAUUUGGAUAAAAAAAAUUUUUUAGAGAGAGAGACAGCGUGGUGUAAUGGUUCAUGUCGGACUUGGACCUGAGAGACCAGGGUUCAAAUCCCACUCAGGCAUGAAGCUCACUGGGUGACCAGUCGCUGUCUCUCAGCCUCCCUUACAGGAUCAUUGUGAAGCUAAAAUGGGGAGAGAGAAAACCUUGUGUUUUCGUGGGAGAGGUGGGAUAAACCUGUAAUAAAAUAAUGCAAAUUGUCCAGCAAAUGUGCAGUGUAAUUUUAACCGUGUCUUCUCAAAAGUAUACCUCAUUUACAUCAAUACCUCAUUUACAUCAAAAGUAUACCUCAUUUACAUCAAUGGGAACUUGCUCACAGGUAAAUGUGCAUUGGAUUGCAACCCAAAUCAGCUCACGCGAUGCCCCUAACAUGCAUACUUUUACACAGGUGACAGAAUCUCGCUGUUCUUGGCAAGAGUUGGGAUGACCUUCAUGCAAAACUUUAAAUACAUCUAACUUUAAUAUUUAUUCUUUUUUUGUAAGCACAGCCUGGGCUAUAACUUUCCACCAGCUGCCACACCCUUCCUGUUUGAAUCUUCCCCUUUUCUCUGUUCCAUGUCCUUCCAGCCAUCUUUUUCGAUUCUUCCCCUUGUGAACAAUUGUUUUAAAUCUGAACCUUGAAAGCAGAAUAAAUGUGUUUGUAUGCCAACGUUGCUUGAUUUGCAGGAUUUUGAUUGCAGAAUUCCUGGUAGCUGAAACAGAAUUUUCUAUUACCCACACCUUUUUAAAGAUUCGAUCUACACCACAGGUCUGCUACCGUCUGACCUUUACGCCCAUGCAAGUCCAUAAAAUGCAACUCACCCAAGGUUUAAGGACUAGUGAGUGAUGCAUAAGACCCAUUCAGACAGUUCCUGCCCAGAGACAGCCCCUGGCA